Molecule: messenger RNA, 1782 nt
Organism: Vigna angularis (adzuki bean)
Lineage: Eukaryota; Viridiplantae; Streptophyta; Magnoliopsida; Fabales; Fabaceae
Product: polyadenylate-binding protein 2
Exons: 9
Coding region: 1-1782 (593 amino acids)
Cellular component (GO): cytosol; ribonucleoprotein complex; nucleus
Molecular function (GO): poly(U) RNA binding; poly(A) binding; mRNA 3'-UTR binding
Source: RefSeq, a predicted model, not a curated record
AUGGCGCAAGUUCCUGACAAUGAUAGCAGUGAAGAGACGAAUUCCAGGUUCCACACGACGUUGUACGUAGGGGAUCUUGACGAGACCAUCGACGAGAGCCAGCUCUUUAUUAUCUUCGAUCAUGUUGCAAAAGUCGUUUCCGUUCGAAUUUGCCGCGACUACGCAACUGGGAAGUCCCUUGGUUACGCCUACGUGACUUACAGUAGCCGUUACAAUGCCGCUAAAGCAAUAAAAGAGCUAAAUUUCGUUUCGGUGAAUGGCAAAACCAUUAGGGUAACGUAUUCUAAUCGGGACCCCAGUGUUCGUAAGAGUGGUAGAGCUAACCUUUAUGUAAAGAAUUUGGCUCCGUCAAUCUAUCACAAGGCUCUAUACGAUCUCUGUUCGUCUUUUGGGAAUAUUCUAUCUUGCACGGUUGCAACGGAUGCUUCUGGCCAGUCUAAAGGUUAUGGUUUUGUGCAGUUUGAGAGCGAAGCAUCUGCAAAAGAAGCGAUUGAAAAGUUAAACGGCACGCUGCUCAAAGAUAAAAAGAUCUAUAUGGGUCCUUUCGUGUCAAAGCAGGACAGAGUGAAUAGUGACGCAAGCUUUUCAAAUGUUUAUGUUAAAAACCUGUCAGACACAAUAACGGAUGCUGAGUUGCAGAAUAUUUUCGGAGAAUAUGGUGAUAUUACAAGUGCUGUAGUGAUGAGACAUACAGAUGGUAGAUCAAAAGGUUUUGGUUUUGUGAAUUUUGCAAAUGCAGACAAUGCUGCUAGAGCUCGGGACGGUCUUGAUGGACAGACCUAUCAUGGUAAGACUUGGUGUGUUAGAAGAGCCCAGAAAAAAACUGAAAGGGAGCGUGAACUGACAGAGCAAUAUGACCAGAAUAGGGGGAUUUUCUCUCCUAGGCAAGGUAGAAACUUGUAUAUAAAGAACUUGGACAAUAGGAUUGAUGAUGACACUCUUAAGAAAAUUUUCUGUGAGUUUGGUAUAAUAAUCUCAGCCAAGGUUAUGAGAGAUGCAAAUGGAAGAAGUAAAGGAGUUGGAUUUGUUGCAUACUCAAGUCGGGAGGCAGCAAAUCAGGCUAUUGUGUUGAUGCAUGGUCGAGUAGUUGCAGGAAAACGUCUAUAUGUUGCCUUUGCACAGAAAAGGGCAGAGAGAAGAGCAAUGUUAGAGGCACAUUUUUCACAAAAUAGGGCUGCUCCACCAGCACCUUUUCCUGAACCUCAAUUUCCAAUGUAUCCUAUACGGGCUCCUGCGCUAGGAUCACGAAAUUUAAAUAGCCAAACACAUCAAACUUUAAUAUCACAAGAAGAACUUGAUUACCACCUGCAGAAUCUUCCUCGCUUAGAGAUGGCAACUGGUCCUCCAUUUUCAUUCUUAAUGCCUCAGCGUGGACCCCCGCGGCCAAGAGGACACCGACCACCAGGUCUUGGGCAACCGCUCGUGUCACACCAGCAGACGAUUCCACGGGGAAAUUUUUUUCAAGGUCCUCGUCGUCCCAACGUGCAAAAUAGUGAAAUGGUCCCCUUUAACCUUGGUCAGCCAGUGCCACCUCAGACCUUGGCAUCAGCCGUUGCCAAUGCUCCUCCUGUAGAACAGAGGAAUGUGCUUGGUGAAAUUUUAUUCCCGUUAGUACAAAGGCUGGUGCAUAAUGCAGCACCAAAGGUUACUGGUAUGCUUUUAGAGCUGGACCAGGCUGAGGUGUUACAUAUGAUUCAGUCAGCAAAUGCUCUGGAGGAAAAGGUUGCGGAGGCCAUCGCUGUACUGAGACGACAUGCAGAAGAGCGAUCAAACAGGCGCUGA